UAGUUAUAAAAAAUAUAAUAAAUAUAUACUGCACUAUCUGUGAAAUUAUUUACAUUAAGAUUUUAUUUAUAUCGAAUAUUUAAGAGUAUAAUGUCCCUAGUAUGCAUUACAUUUGGUAACUAAUUUUCUUAACCUCUUUAAAUUUUGUUUUAUGCAAUAUUAUAUAUUAAAUGCAAUGUUGACAGGUUGGUUAACAAAUAGUUUUCGUACUAUACAUAACCUCAAUAUUAGAUAUAAUGUAUGUUCUUACUUACUUAUGCAAACUCGAGAUUAUGCAGCUAGAAAAGGGACAAGAGAAAAGAGAUUAUUGGCCAAAAAAAAACGAGCUAAAAAACAAGUAAAAGUUGAACAAAUAGGAUAUGUUCCAUAUAAACAGCGUAAAAAACAAAAAAUAGUAGAAGUUUGUCCACUUAAUACUAUAGAUGAUAGUUGGAAAUGGAAAGCAGUUGAUAAUGUAUGGAUAGUAAAAUAUCAUCAACAACCAAUCUAUUCUUUCCAAGAAGCUAUAGAAUGUCAUCGUGAAACACAUCAUCCAACUAUGUAUAAUAAACCUAAUGCAAUUGUUAAUGCAUUUAUAGAAUUAGAUAUGAAGCGUGAAAAGAAGAAUAGAUUUGUUGAAAAAUUUACAAGAAUAGUUGAUACACCACAUAUAUUUCAACAUAAUGGCAAUAAAAGAACAAUAUUAGCUUUUAGUAAGAAUUUAGAAGAACAAGAAAAUGCUAGAGCUGUUGGAGCUGACUAUUCUGGUGGUAUUGAAUUAAUAAAAAAAAUUCAA
Apis laboriosa (Himalayan honeybee) is the source of this 775-nucleotide messenger RNA. RefSeq lists its product as uncharacterized. The transcript is spliced from 4 exons. NCBI's taxonomy places the organism in Eukaryota, Metazoa, Arthropoda, Insecta, Hymenoptera, Apidae. The record is from RefSeq and is a predicted model, not a curated record. The annotation marks the transcript as partial.